This is a messenger RNA of [Candida] anglica, 553 nucleotides long. NCBI's taxonomy places the organism in Eukaryota, Fungi, Ascomycota, Pichiomycetes, Serinales, Debaryomycetaceae. The record is from the annotation of a GenBank genome assembly.
GCAAAAGUGCUACCUAUCACUUCGAUAAUACUCCAAACAAAUAUGUCCAAACCACCUGAUUUCCAUAACUCUCCGUUUCUCAGAAACGGAGCAGGCUCUCGUGUAUCCUCUAAGCCUAAGCCUAAGCCCAAACCUGCAAACUCUGAGUUCCUUCAAAGCUUAUUAGAUACGGGCCGGCCCAAUUGGAAGAAAGCACCAAAGGAACUCAAGAUUAGAUACUACGGUGUUUAUGCUGUCCUCUUCUCUAUACCCAUUGUUUUCAUAUCUUCCUACGAAAUGUACAGGCGUCUUGAAGGAAAGUCGACCAAGAAGGUGCAAGAAGGAGAGAUUCUUGAAGAUAGACAAGUACGAACUUUUGGUGAGAAGGAAAAAUGGGAAGUUGAGAAAAAUUCCUUAAUGUAUAGAAUCUUUGGGAGGGACUUUUUCUUAGAUGGGUUUACCAGUAAGACUAUGAACAAGGAUAAAGACGUCAAGGAGAAAUAAAGCUGCAAUAUCUGUUGUUGCUUACAUAUGUAUAUAGUUCGUCAUUCAUUAAUAUAAAAUAUUACAGUAA